Molecule: messenger RNA, 168 nt
Organism: Auxenochlorella protothecoides
Lineage: Eukaryota; Viridiplantae; Chlorophyta; Trebouxiophyceae; Chlorellales; Chlorellaceae
Exons: 1
Coding region: 1-168 (55 amino acids)
Source: RefSeq, a predicted model, not a curated record
AUGUAUCACGCCAGUGAGGCUGGGGAAGACGGUUUGGGGCUCAUGCUGAGGAAGCGAAACUUUCGGAGUUCUUUGCCACGUCAUCGCCCAUCUUUCCAUCCUCUCGACACAACAGCAAAAAAUGUAGCGUCCUCCUCACAUCAGAUUCCGCAACGAGGAAGCAGCUGA